CUGUAUACAUUUCCGGUUCCGGUGUGGCCACAGCGUUGUGUUAUUUGUUUUGCAUUCAGCAGGAGAACCUCCGGGUCUCUUUGUCGUCUAUUUGUUUAUUUCUUGCCUCCCAGAUGUACCGAGCUCCGGUCAGACCCCAGCGGAGUCCCGGAGCUCCGAGGCCAGCUGGAAGGUUUCCCUCCCCGGCUUCGUGCUGGGGUUUCCCCAGGGAUCGCUCCCCCUACGGCGGCUCCGUGCACCGUGGAGGGUCUCCCCGUGGCGGUCCCGCGUACAGUCCGGGUUCUCCCGUCUUUUCCCCGAAUUCUAACCGAGGUUACAGGGAUGGUUCUCCCGCCGGGAUGGGCAGCGGGUCCCGGGGCUUCGGAGGGCAGAUGUGGCGGCGGAGCGGCGGCUUCCGGCGGCCUCAGUCCUUCAGUCCUUCAUCUCAGAACUUUCAGUGUGGCUCUUCAGACUCUUCGGUGGAGAAAUAUUUCAGUCCCUCGAUGCUGCAGGAUCCCUGGGCCGCUCUGCAGCCGGUCGCAGCCUCGGACAGGCGGACGGCUUCAUCCUGACGCCCUGACAGAAAACAGCAGCAUGAACAACAUCAGCAGUAAACAAACCUUCUGAGCAUGCUCAGUCACCAGCAGGCCCUGUUUCUUGGCAGCUCCACAAUUUAAACAAUAUCAGGGAUCAAACUGUGACGAUAAUGUUUUCUAGGAUGUUUUCUAACAGCUUUUAAAUCAGUUGAUGUUUUUUAUUUAGAUUCUUCUUUGUGUGUUUUCUUCAGUAAAAUAAGAAAAAAUAA
Acanthopagrus latus (yellowfin seabream) is the source of this 784-nucleotide messenger RNA. Its product is annotated as M-phase specific PLK1 interacting protein. NCBI's taxonomy places the organism in Eukaryota, Metazoa, Chordata, Actinopteri, Spariformes, Sparidae. The record is from RefSeq and is a predicted model, not a curated record. The transcript has 2 exons. Bases 114 to 551 code for a protein of 145 amino acids.